Galeopterus variegatus (Sunda flying lemur) is the source of this 636-nucleotide messenger RNA. RefSeq names its product proline rich 21 (gene PRR21). The record is from RefSeq and is a predicted model, not a curated record. Lineage: Eukaryota; Metazoa; Chordata; Mammalia; Dermoptera; Cynocephalidae. The coding region runs from base 1 to 636 and encodes 211 amino acids. The transcript is spliced from 3 exons.
AUGGGCCGAGCCCCACACAACAGCAUCCACGGGGCCAGCCCCCCACAGAAUUACACCCACGGACCCAGGCCAACUCAACUGCACCUACGGGCCCAGCCCCCACCCAACUGUACCCACGGGCCCAGCCCCACCAACUACACACACGAGCCCGGCCUAGCCCCCACCCAGGAGCAUGCAUGGUACCAGGACCCCACCCCCCACAGCUACACACCUCAGCCCAACCAUCGGAACUGCACCCAUGGGCCCAGCCCCACCCAACUGCACCCCCGGGCCAUCCAGCUCUAUCUGCACCCACAGGCACAGAACCCUCUGGCCCAGCCCUCCCCGAAAUGCAACCAAGGGUCCAGUACCUGCCAAAGUUCCCCACGAGACCAGCCACCCCCAAGCUACACACCUCAGCCCAACCAUCGGAACUGCACCCAUGGGCCCAGCCCCACCCAACUGCACCCCCGGGCCAUCCAGCUCUAUCUGCACCCACAGGCACAGAACCCUCUGGCCCAGCCCUCCCUGAAAUGCAACCAAGGGUCCAGUACCUGCCAAAGUUCCCCACGAGACCAGCCACCCCCAAGCUCCCGCUCCCCGGCUCCCAGUGCCCUGAAACUCGGCUCCCGGCUCCCCCUAUCCAUGGCUCCCUGA